Messenger RNA from Cajanus cajan (pigeon pea), 1350 nucleotides. RefSeq lists its product as uncharacterized. NCBI's taxonomy places the organism in Eukaryota, Viridiplantae, Streptophyta, Magnoliopsida, Fabales, Fabaceae. Gene Ontology annotation, cellular component: cytosol. The record is from RefSeq and is a predicted model, not a curated record. Gene Ontology annotation, molecular function: mRNA 3'-UTR AU-rich region binding; quinone reductase (NADPH) activity; NADPH binding.
AGAGAUAAAGUAGAGUGUGUGAGUAAUGAUUUCCAUUGUACACGAUCAGAGGCCACAGUGGCACUAUCUAAGAGCAUCGUUAUCAUCAUCGUGAACACUGAACAAGAAGAAGAGACACGAUGGUGAAGGCAAUCAGAGUUCACGAACUUGGUGGUCCUGAGGUUCUGAAGUGGGAGGAUGUUGAAAUAGCAGAGCCAAAAGAAGGCGAGGUCCUUCUGAAGAACAAAGCCAUUGGGGUUAAUUUUGUUGAUGUCUACUUUCGCAAAGGAACUUACAAACUCCCCUCUUUACCCUACACUCCAGGCGUGGAGGGAGUUGGGGUGGUGACUGCCAUAGGCGUUGGAGUCAGUGAUGUGCAGGUUGGAGAUGUUGUUGCUUAUUCAUGUCAACCUCUAGGCUCAUACGCUGAACAACAUAUUGUUCCUGCAAUUAAGCUUGUCCCCCUCCCUCCCUCAGUUGACCCCAUUGUCGGGGCAGCCAUCAUGACCAAGGCCAUGACAACUCGUUAUUUGCUUCAAAGUUCUUUCAAGGUUGAACCUGGUCACACAAUUCUUGUACAUGCAGCAGCUGGUGGAGUAGGAUCCUUAUUAUGCCAGUGGGCAAAUACUAUUGGUGCAACUGUUAUCGGAACUGUAUCCAAUAAAGUGAAGGCAGCUCAGGCAAAGGAGGAUGGAUGCCAUCAUGUCAUAAUUUAUACAGAAGAAGAUUUUGUUGCUCGUGUCAACGAAAUUACUUCAGGCAAUGGAGUUGAAGUAGUCUAUGAUUCUGUGGGAAAAGACACCUUCGAGGGAUCUCUGGCUUGCUUGAAGUUUCGAGGUUACAUGGUAUGUUUUGGACAGUCAUCGGGUACACCUGAUCCAAUUUCAUUAUCUUCCUUAGCUACCAAGUCCUUGUUCUUGACAAGGCCCACUCUAAAGCAUUAUAAUGUCACCCGAGAUGAUCUAUUGGAGGCUGCUGGAGAGGUGUUUGCCAAGGUUGCUUCUGGUGUCUUAAAGGUGCGAGUUAAUCAUAUUUAUCCAUUGAGUGAGGCAGCCAAAGCACACGAAGACAUGGAAAAUCGGAAGACCACUGGAUCUAUUGUCUUGUUACCAUGACAAUAUCACUUGUAUGUAGGCCUUACACAUCAACUUCAUGUUUAAUUCUCCUUGAAUGGAACUAUACCGAUGAUUUAUGUCAUUGAAUAACACAAGUCUUUGUAUCUCUCGAAUUUGUUUCAAUAUCCUUAGAUCAAAUCAAUGGUACUCUGACAGGAGAUGCUCUCUCUAACAGUUAGGGCCAAAAUUCCCGUGAUGUAAUUUUUAGGAUAGUAUUUGGUUGGAAGGAAAUAGGAAGAGAAAAAAUUUUAUUCUU